Molecule: messenger RNA, 1354 nt
Organism: Labeo rohita (rohu)
Lineage: Eukaryota; Metazoa; Chordata; Actinopteri; Cypriniformes; Cyprinidae
Exons: 2
Coding region: 193-1113 (306 amino acids)
Biological process (GO): regulatory ncRNA-mediated heterochromatin formation
Cellular component (GO): nucleus
Molecular function (GO): siRNA binding
Source: RefSeq, a predicted model, not a curated record
UAGUGUAUAUACUGUGUUGGUAUUGGCUAAACAUCAAAGCCACGCCCUCACGUCAAUCAGCAACACCUGAUCACAUGAUCACUGAUUCACAUCUCAGCAGUCUGCAACUACAUCAGGUGUAAGUUUAGCUAGUCCUCAGACUAAUAGUGUUAGCAGGUCAUCUUUAUGAAGUGUCUGUUGUGUUGAUCACGCAUGAUGCUGGAGUGCUCAGACUCGAGCCGUAAUCCGCUUCGAUCCGACUUUCCAUACUCGUUUUCCGAGGACGGUCACCUGCGACACAGAGUCACCUCUGAGCCCUACAGAUUCACCUUCAGACUCGAUGACGUCCGUGGAACCGAUCGGGAACAUCACAGCCUCUGCCACUACAUCACCCAGCACGUGUACGAGCUUCUAGAGAGGAAGUUUCACCUUCUUAAGGUGCAUCUCGAAGAGGACAGUUUUGUAUUCACGAGUCCAGGAGCGCUGGAUCAUCCCGGGAGUCUCUUGGUUCUGAUCCAGGACUGGGGAACGGCGCGGAGCGGCGUGUGGAGCUGGAAGCUUUCGGCUCACGAGGGACUGGAGCGAGGCAGUCAGAUCCCGUAUCUGCGCUGGGCAGAGCAGGAGUCGUGUGCCGUUAUCAUAAUGAACCCUAACGAGGGGGGGGAAACUCUAGAACAUCACGUGCAUCUGGUCUGGGAACGCUUGGUCUCCAGGAGCUCCGCUGAGCACGUGUUUGUGGUCGCUCAUGGAUAUGGAGGCCUGGCUUUUGUGGAUCUGCUUUGCCAUCAGCUAGAAGAGAUUCAGCCGCAAGUGAAGGCUGUGGCUUUCUUAGAUUCAUCUCACAGCUUGUGGCAUCAGCCGUUGGGAAAGGUUGGACGAGACUGGCUGAAAUCCCACUCCAGAACUUGGAUUCUCAGCACCAAACCCUUGAAUCGCUCCGUCGGGUCGCUGAAGGCCGGCUGCCCGCAGAUUUCCGCAGGGACUCAGUGCCACGAUUCUGUGCCCGCCGUCUGCAUGGAGUCUGUGUUUCGCUUCUUCACCAAAACCAUUAAACCUAAAGCCACACCGACUCCGUUUGAAAUCAUCACCAGGAGCAAAAGCCGCACUCACGACCAGAACAGCAACCUAGUCUGAUCACGCUAAUGGACUGAUCUGAAGGAUUUGAGUGUUAAGGAUGUAUUAAUGUUCAAAUCUGAAAUAAAUAAAAGACUUAGCAUCAGAAUUAUCUGUCUGAUUAUCAUAAAAAAAAGUUAAUGUGUUCACCCUCAGGCCAUUCCAGAUUAGGAUGGAUUUGUUUGUUCAUCAGAUUUGUAGAAAUGUGUCAUUCCAUCACUGUCUCACAAAUGGAUGUGAAUGGGUGCCGUCAGAAUGAGAG